CUGUAGCUAGCUAAAACAGAACAGAAUCCUUCACAUCUCAUUGACCUUAAUGGCAUUUUAGGAUUUUAUAGAGUUUGGGAGUAUAGCAGUAUGAGACUGGCAUAGUACAUCAAUUUUGGAACCUGAAUGUGCUGUGGGGAGGUGAGUGAAGAAGACUAUAAGAUUCUCUCCAAGCUUGACUACAUGUGUGAGAACGAUCCUGAACACAUCUGCUCCCUACAGAAAUAAUAUGUUAUUUGUAGUAUUAAUAGAGAAGGCUUGCAUUUCACCCAUCUGAUCCCCUGUGGUUGAUCGGUACCUAUACCACAUGCGUCUCUCUGAUGAUGUCCUCCUUGAUGUGAUGACACGUUUCCAGGCAGAGAUGGUGAAAGGCCUGGGAAGAGACACCAGUCCAACAGCUACAAUAAAAAUGCUGCCAACGUUUGUGCGGUCAAUUCCUGAUGGUUCAGAAAAGGGUGACUUUCUUGCUUUAGACCUUGGGGGCUCCAAAUUUAGAGUCCUAAGGGUCAAAGUAUCUGAAGAUGGGAAGCAAAAUGUUCAAAUGGAAAGUCAAUUCUAUCCAACACCUAAAGAAAUCAUACACGGGAGUGGGACAGAUCUGUUUCAAUACGUAGCUGACUGUCUUGCAGACUUCAUGGAGACCAAGGAUAUAAAGCAUAAGAAAUUGCCUCUUGGCUUUACCUUUUCUUUUCCUUGCAGACAGAACAGAUUAGAGGAGGGUGUGCUGGUUUCUUGGACAAAGCAUUUUAAAGUCCGAGGGGUACAGCAGACAGACGUGGUGAGAUCUCUCCACAAAUCCCUCAGGAAACAUCAGGAUAUUGACGUAGAUGUCUUGGCUUUGGUAAAUGACACUGUUGGAACAAUGAUGACUUGUGGAUAUGAUGAUCAGCGAUGUGAAGUUGGUGUCAUUAUUGGAACAGGCACCAAUGCUUGCUACAUGGAAGAAAUGAGCAAUAUUGACCUGGUGGAAGGUGAUGAAGGAAGGAUGUGUAUUAAUACUGAAUGGGGAGCCUUUGGAGAUGAUGCGUCACUGGAUGACAUCCGGACAGAGUUUGACAAGGAGAUUGACUUGGGCUCUAUCAAUCCUGGAAAACAACUGUUUGAGAAGAUGAUUAGUGGGUUGUAUUUAGGAGAACUUGUAAGACUUAUACUUUUGAAAAUGGUGAGGGAAGGCUUGCUUUUCAAGGGAAAAUUAUCAACAGCUCUCUGUACCAAGGGCAAGAUUGAGACAAAACACGUCGCUGCCAUGGAAAAGUAUAAAGAAGGCCUGAGCAAUACUAAAGAGAUUCUGAUGGAACUGGGCCUGACCCCAUCUGAGGAUGAUUGCAUUGCUGUUCAGCACGUCUGCACUAUUGUUUCAUUCCGCUCAGCAAAUCUGUGUGCCGCAGCUUUGGCAGCGAUACUGACACGCCUCCGUGAAAAUAAGAAACUGACAAGGCUCCGAACAACUGUUGGAAUGGAUGGAACACUGUACAAGACACACCCUCAGUAUGCUAAGCGUCUCCAUAAAGUAGUGAGGAAGUUGGUCCCCAACUGUGACGUUCGAUUUCUGCUCUCUGAGAGUGGCAGUGGAAAGGGGGCUGCGAUGGUAACUGCAGUUGCCUACAGACUCUUAUCACAGCGCAAACAAAUUGAUGAGGUCUUGGCGUACUUCAGAUUAACCGAAGAGAACCUUGUAGGGGUAAAAAACAAAAUGAGGGCAGAACUAGAGCGUGGCCUGAAGAAAGAACUGCACCCUCUAGCCACAGUGAAAAUGCUGCCAACGUUUGUUUGUGGAACUCCAGAUGGAACAGAAAAGGGAAAAUUCCUGGCCCUUGAUCUGGGGGGAACAAAUUUCAGAGUUUUGCUUGUAAAAAUCAGAAGUGGAAGAAGUAAAUCAGUUCGCAUGUACAAUAAAAUCUUUGCCAUUCCUUUGGAAAUCAUGCAGGGAACAGGUGAAGAGCUGUUUGAUCACAUUGUCCAGUGCAUUGCAGACUUUUUGGAGUACACUGGUAUUAAGGGUGCCCGCCUUCCUCUUGGCUUUACAUUUUCUUUCCCCUGCAGGCAAGCAAGCAUAGAUAAGGGAACUCUUGUUGGGUGGACAAAAGGCUUCAAGGCAACAGACUGCGAAGGAGAGGAUGUUGUGGAUAUGCUUAGGGAAGCUAUUAAACGAAGGAAUGAAUUUGAUUUGGAUAUUGUAGCAAUAGUAAAUGAUACAGUUGGGACAAUGAUGACAUGUGGUUAUGAAGACCCACAUUGUGAAAUCGGCCUCAUUGCAGGGACAGGCAGUAAUGUGUGCUACAUGGAAGAAAUGAAGAAUAUAGAAAUUGUAGAAGGAGAUGAGGGAAGAAUGUGCAUCAAUACAGAAUGGGGAGGAUUUGGUGACAAUGGCUGCAUUGAUAAUCUCAGGACAAAAUAUGAUAGAGAAGUGGAUGAGGGGUCAUUGAAUCCUGGGAAACAGAGGUAUGAAAAAAUGACCAGUGGAAUGUAUUUGGGUGAAAUAGUGAGACAGAUCUUGAUAGACUUGACCAAGCAAGGACUUCUCUUCAGGGGCCAGAUUUCAGAAUCUCUGAGAACAAGAGGAAUAUUUGAAACCAAAUUCCUUUCUCAAAUUGAAAGUGACCGGCUUGCUCUGCUUCAAGUGAGAAGAAUUCUACAACAGCUUGGGCUUGACAGCACUUGUGAUGACAGUAUCAUUGUAAAGGAGGUGUGUGGCUCUGUUUCCAAGAGAGCAGCCCAACUGUGUGGGGCUGGACUGGCUGCUAUAGUGGAGAAGAUACGGGACAACAGAAACCUCGAGCACCUAACAACCACUGUAGGUGUGGAUGGCACCUUAUACAAACUACAUCCACACUUUUCUAGGAUCUUGCAGGCAACGGUGAAAGAACUGGCACCUCAGUGUGAUGUGACAUUCUUGUUGUCUGAAGAUGGGAGUGGAAAGGGAGCUGCCUUAAUUACUGCUGUUGCAAAGCGAAUGCAUGUUGCGGAAUAUUAAGUGUUCACCCAGGCAUCUGUGCACAGUAGCAAUUUAUUGUGAAACCAAUCAAGGCAGUGGUUCAAAAGUGGUGCACACUUCUGUAGCCUACGGAUAGCCAAUGUAGUGCCUUCAGGAUGUUGUUGGAGUAAAACUCCCAUCAUCCGUCAUCAUCAGCCAUGGUGGCUGGGCCUGACGGGACUUGUAGUUCAACAAAAUCUGGAAGGCACCACAUUGGCUACUCCUGUUUGUAACCUGGUGGUUGGCCAACUGUGCCAACAGUUGUCUUGCCAAAACUGAAGCAGGUUUUGGCUCAUCUGAACAUAUGUUGCCAUAAGCUGCCUUAUGUCUAGAGAUACAACAAUGUACUUGAUAUCCUCUGUGCUGUACCUAAUGCUGCUUCUAAUAUAAAACAGCCAGGUCAUAUAUAAUGUAACUAUCUUUCCAAGAAAUCAGUGUAUUUCAAACGUAUUUAUAUGUUCUGCUGUCCCUUCUCUCUCUACUUUCCCAUUCAGUACCUUUCUUGUUUAUUUUUAAAUAUCCUUUGUACUGUACAAGUAACACUUUGGAAGUAGUUAUGAUGUUUCUGUAUAGCCUCGGAUAGGUCUGUGCCAAGAGCUGGCACUCUUGCUCUACUUUUUAUUGUUUUCUUUUAAAAAUAAAAUAAAAAA
Messenger RNA from Rhineura floridana, 3624 nucleotides. RefSeq names its product hexokinase HKDC1. Gene Ontology annotation, biological process: glucose 6-phosphate metabolic process; intracellular glucose homeostasis; glycolytic process. Gene Ontology annotation, cellular component: mitochondrion; cytosol. The transcript is spliced from 18 exons. The coding region runs from base 308 to 2974 and encodes 888 amino acids. Gene Ontology annotation, molecular function: glucokinase activity; D-glucose binding; fructokinase activity. The record is from RefSeq and is a predicted model, not a curated record. Lineage: Eukaryota; Metazoa; Chordata; Lepidosauria; Squamata; Rhineuridae.